Xenopus tropicalis (tropical clawed frog) is the source of this 4998-nucleotide messenger RNA. It is a transcript of the gene f2r, whose product is annotated as coagulation factor 2 (thrombin) receptor. Gene Ontology annotation, cellular component: plasma membrane; membrane. Gene Ontology annotation, biological process: signal transduction; thrombin-activated receptor signaling pathway; blood coagulation. Bases 242 to 1492 code for a protein of 416 amino acids. Gene Ontology annotation, molecular function: thrombin-activated receptor activity; G protein-coupled receptor activity. NCBI's taxonomy places the organism in Eukaryota, Metazoa, Chordata, Amphibia, Anura, Pipidae. The record is from RefSeq and is a predicted model, not a curated record. The transcript is spliced from 2 exons.
UACAUUACGGUAGCUGCGCAUAACAAAGCCGAACUGUCCAGCGCUGGGCGCCUUACCACUAGCGCUCGGUUGCUGUAACGCUGCCAAGCAGGAGAGGGGUUUAUCGGCCGAAUCAGGACCAGUCCCCCCCCCCGCUGGCACCGUACUGCGCCAGGAAGCCGAGGAGCGGGGCAGGGUGGGUGUCGCUCUCUGCCAGGGAACUUUCCGGGAGAGAAGAGAAGGACCGGCCGCUGAAGGAGCCAUGGAGCCCCGCGUACUGCUGGCAUUAGCGCUGCUGGGAGCGAUGGGGUCGCUCUGUCUGGCCAAGUCGCACACACAGCCAAAGGGUGCUCAUUUGAAGAAUAUGACUAUAAAAACCUUCCAUAUUUUUGACAGCGACAGUGAAAGUGAGUUUGAAGAGAUUCCGUGGGAUGAACUUGAUCAGUCUGGAGAAGGUUCAGGAGAUGAGCCCCUGCUGUCCCGUAGUGCAAGGAAGCCAAGUCGGAGGAACAUCACAAAGGAGGCGGAACAAUAUCUCUCCAGCCAGUGGCUGACCAAGUUUGUACCAUCCCUGUACACUGUGGUGUUCAUCGUGGGCCUGCCUCUGAAUCUGUUGGCAGUUAUCAUAUUCCUGUUUAAGAUGAAAGUCAGAAAACCAGCAGUGGUUUAUAUGCUGAACUUGGCAAUUGCCGACGUGUUCUUUGUUAGCGUGUUGCCUUUCAAAAUAGCCUACCAUCUGUCUGGGAACGACUGGCUGUUUGGGCCUGGAAUGUGCCGCAUUGUCACAGCCACCUUCUACUGCAACAUGUACUGUUCUGUCCUGCUUAUUGCCAGUAUCAGUGCGGACAGGUUCCUGGCAGUUGUUUAUCCCAUGCACUCGCUUUCUUGGCGCACAAUGAGCCGUGCCUGCAUGGCCUGUGCUUUCAUUUGGGUCGUAUCAGUAGCCAGCACUAUGCCACUUCUCUUGACCGAGCAAACGCAGAAGAUUCCUGGGCUGGAUAUUACAACUUGUCAUGAUGUUUUAGAUUUUGACCUCAAAAAGUUUAACUUCUACUAUUUCUCCUCUUUCUGUUUGCUUUUCUUCUUCUUGCCAUUCAUUAUCACCACCGUCUGCUACAUUGGGAUCAUCAGAAGCUUAAGUUCCUCCAGCUUAGAGAACAGCUGUAAGAAGUCAAGAGCCUUGUUCUUGGCUGUGGUUGUGCUCUGCGUUUUUAUCGUUUGUUUUGGGCCAACAAAUGUCAUCUUUCUGACUCAUUACUUGCUCGAAUCCAACGAAUCUCUGUAUUUUGCCUACAUCCUAAGUGCCUGCAUUGGCAGUAUCAGUUGUUGCCUGGAUCCCCUUAUUUAUUACUAUGCAUCGUCGCAGUGCCAGAGGUACUUGUACAGUUUGCUGUGCUGCAGGAAGGUUACUGAGCCUGGAAGCAGCAGCGGGCAGUUAAUGAGCACUGCAAUGAAAAAUCACACCGGCUCCAUAAAUGCAAAAAGCAGCAUUUACAGGAAGCUUCUGGUGUAAGUCUAGAUGGAAAACAGGGAAAAACUCACAUGGACAUGUAACUGUAAACCUGUUCUGGACAAAAUUCUUUAUGGUAUGCUUAUACUUUUGUUUUCAGUGUAAGAGCUUUGGUUGCACAAAUGCAGAAAUACAAGACCAAAUGUCAUUUUAAUAUGAAAUAUCCAGGAUGGAGGUGACAUUCCUAUUAGCCAUAAUCUCGGUGCUUCUCACUGGCUAUAUAGGGCAGCAAUUCCUUGCUUUUGGUCGUACAGUUUUUCCCAGGGGGAGAUUACUCUUAUGUGCCUUUAAGCAAAGCAAGUCCAUUUGCUUUAGAUUUAUCACUAUUAGAUAAAGGGAAUGUGUGUCAUUCUAUCCAGUACAUUCCUCUGUAGUGCUGGGGUACGAGUGUUCUGCUCCUACAGAAGCCAACGUAAGUCCCCAAUCUCUUGUUGAACUAAGACUUCUGCUUACAGUUUGUGGGGAUUGUGGGUUGCAAAGGGCUAGAAAGGGAACAUUUCUGCACAACACUGUCAGAGUCUGGCACUGAGUCUCAUAGUACAGGUAUUUAUGGGGUUUGCUGCACAUUACAAGCAUUAUUCAUAGCAGUCGGUUUGCACUCUAAAAUGCAGUAUAUAUAUAUAUAUAUAUAUGUAUGUAUAUAUUCAAGCUUACACAAUAAACAUCUUAUUUAUAUACAUAUUUAUCAUGGAUAUAAAGGGGAAAAAAUGUGGUUCACUGCAUGGCAUCGUGUUUGGCUAAAAUGCUUUUGAAUUCCAUUAAGAUCACGGAGUGCUUUAAAUCCUACGUUUACACGAGACUAACGGCCCCCCUUUAGCCCAUAUUAUUUACACAUUCUAAAUUCCAGAAUUUCUUUUUCAAUGGCUGCGGAACUGAGAGUGCAGCCAUGAUUCCCGGGGGCACUGACAAGACUGGAGCACCAAAACAGCAUCUAGAGGGUCUCAGCCCUGCCCCAAGCCAUUCGUGUUGGCUGUACAAUCUGUGCAGAAGUUAUAGAGGAAGGUAUGACUGAAGCUGGUUAUAUAGAUACCAAUAAUAUUGUUUCUUUCGAUUAUUGGUCCAUAUAGAGUGGCAUGCCAGCACCGACCAAUACAUUUAUAUGCUACAGAACAUUUCCUCUCCUAAUGCACCAUCAAAUUUGGCAAAUAGGAACAGUGCCGGAAUGUUUGAAAGUGAGUCUGACACUUUUCAGUAAAAGCCUUCCAUGUUGGGCAGAUGUAGGGUUUAUGAAAGGAACCAUGAUUAUUUGUACUCUGGGGAAUUCAGCAGAUAAACUCUAACCAAACAGAAUGGAAUAAGAUGGAAACUGCCGGAUGUCCUGAUAUAUGUGGGUAAAGUUUCCUAUAAUGAACCCUCAGUAACCACUCAGUUUAGCAGAGGGAGAAACCACAUGCUGAGAGCACAUUGCUAAUAUUAUAAGAAAUAUUUCCAUAUAUUUUAUAGAUAUUAUUGUAGUGCCGACCAGGUGGCAGCGUCCAGCAAGUUACCAGGGGCAGCAAAAAGCCAUUCUGGAUAACGUUAAGAGCCAAAAUUCUAAAUUGGAAUUUUGGCUCUUCUAAUGCAGAAAGUGCUAUUGUAUUUUUUUUUCUGAUGCGAAAAAGCUAAGUGCGGGGGGCGUAAUUAGCUUGCCUGCUUUGGGUGGCUAGGACCCCCUCUGUCUCCAUAUGAAUGCCUUUUGAAUGCCUCUUGCAUAUUUUAAUUUUGAAUCCACAUUACUUUUUGCAAAGUUUGCUCCAGGUCUAGUAACACACAAAUCAGCAGCAUUUUACUGGUUGCUAUGAGUUACUAGACAUGCAGCAAAUGAUUUUGUGCUGUAUUGGGUAUAUCACCUGUUGUUCUGUGGUUAAUGGAAGAAAAUACUUGUUAAUUAAAUAUAAUGACACUCACUGGCCAGUUCUUUCCUUAUCAUUUGAAUCAAAAAAUGUGCUUUGGGUUAAAAUAUAUGUGUUUUUUUGGCAAUGGGUGUUGGUUCAGUGUAACAGCAGUGUUAGUAACUGUGUCGGCCGCACAGUCAGGAAGUGUUUACAAUGGAACUGUAUAUAAGUUUUUUGUGCCAACUAAACUUUUGGUAGUGCUUUGGUAUGACUUUGGUACGGUCCUGUGUUACCCAAGCAUUUUAUAUAGGGACACAAAAGUGACCUUUUUUGUAUUUGGAACAAAAUCAGUAUUUUAUAGUUGUUUCUACCAUAAAAAAUACAAAACAGCAAAAACAUUAGUAGUAUUUCCACUGGAAAUAUCUGAGCACAUUUUCCCAUAUCUGCACUGAGCAAUUUAGAUCAAAUAUAUAAAACCUAAUUGUAGUCUAGUAUUUGUUGUUUUCUUGAUAAAAUAGCUUUCCUACCUAUUAAGAGAUUUUACCCUCCAAAAUCCAUGUAAAAUUGCUCGGUGCCCAUCUGAGCACUGUUGCAGGUUUAAAUAAUUUCCAGCGUCCGUUCUGUUGAUUUAAUAUCAUGCUUUUUCCAGAAGGUAAAAUAACUUGAGCAAAGGCAAUCUGAGCAAAUUCACAUUUGGGGAGGUAAAAUCCUCUGUAAUUCUUUCACCGGGUAUCAUUCUUACCAGUGGGCCAAUGGCAGCACUGCUGGAGACACAUUAUGAAACCUACCUCACUUAAAUGAAUGGCACAAAAAUGACAGCCAAUUAUGUGGCCCUCUCCGUUAUUAGAACUGUUGUGUCAUCUAUGUUCCACAUGAGUUGGAGGCAUAGAGUUUGUGAUGAAUGUUCUUUCUCCAUAUUGUUUUUAGAACAAUUACCCCCAUAUAUAAUAAAAGGCACUAAGUUUGCCCAGUAGCAGUAACCCAUAGCAACCUAUAAGAUGUUUGCUUUUAAAUGGGUGACCAUUAAAUUCAACCUGCUGAUUGGUUGCUAUAGAUUACUUCCUGGGCAGAUGUAGUUUCUUUUAUUACAUAACCCGAUUAUUGCUUUUAUGUAUUGCUCUAAAAAGUGCCAAUUUUACACUUGAUCCCAUCUUUUUGGUUCUUCAAAUCAGUUGUGGGAGAAGAAGUCAUUUAAGCCAAUUAUAUAACCACUAUUAUAAGAUAUAUAUAUAUAUGUAUAUUGUUUUUAUUGUAAGGCAGACAGAAGCCCUAUACAUUAGGCUUGUGCUGGCCAUAGGCAUGCCUUAAUUAAAGCCUGAGGGCAAGUCUUAUAAUAAAUGUAUAUGUAUUUCUUCGAAAUAAAACCAGUUACAGGCCACAGAUUUAGCUCUGGGCAUGUUUCAGCUAUUUCUAUGCAUUUCCUGUUGGUUCUAUUGGUGACGUUUCUGUCCGACAGCUGAAGGGCACAUUAAUCCAGCCGGAUUUCUAGCACAGUUGCAAUGUUGACUGAAACUCUGCAAAUUUGGAAAAUGUUUUGUUACUUCAUUUUUAUGUUUUGUUUUUGCACUUUUCCUUUGUAAAUGUAUGUAUAUGUAAAAAUGUGAAUUAUUUUCUAUUGUUUAUGUAUUUAAUAUAAUUUGGCUUAAAAUCCGUUCACUCUGCUGCAUUGUAAAUAAAAUGUUUUCACCCCUAAAA